GUGAUCUGACCGCAACCCCCUGUCUCUCCCUGGUUCCCACAUCCCAGGUCCCAGCCCAACCUUCAAGAGCCCCCAACCGCUCCAGAUCUCGCGCCUCCACCGCUGCAGAGUCCCGCCUCGACGCCGGCACCAUGAGUCGCGGCCGCCGCGGCCUCUUCGACGGCCUCCCAAUUCCGGCCGACAAAUCCUACCUGAAGGAAGGCCUGUCGCGGAUCGACGAGGGAUGGGCGGCGGCGCGGUUCGACUCGCUGCCGCACGUCGUGCACAUCCUCACCUCCAAGGACCGCGAGGGCGAGAUCCAGUUCCUCAAGGAGCAGAGCGAGCUCAUCGAGGACGUCGUUGACGAGGUCGUCCAUGCGUACCACCAUGGUUUCAACAAGGCCAUCCAGAACUACUCCCAGAUACUGCGGCUGUUCAGCGAGUCCGCCGAGAGCAUCACUGGGCUCAAGGGUGAGAUGGCAGAGGCCAAGAAGCUGCUUGGGAGGAAGAAUAAGCACCUUGGACAACUGUGGUACCGGUCCCUCACUUUGCGCCACGUCAUCUCCCUUCUGGAUCAGGUUGAGGACGUCGCUAAGGUUCCUGCUCGGAUUGAAAACUUGAUGGCAGAGAAGCAGCUAUAUGCUGCUGUGCAGCUGCAUGUCCAGUCAAUGCUGAUCUUAGAGCGAGAAGGUCUUCAAGCGGUAGGUGCUCUUCAAGAUGUUCGCUCUGAUCUAACAAAGCUGCGAGGUGCACUGUUCUACAAAAUUUUGGAAGAGCUGCAUUGCCACCUAUACAACAAUGGAGAAUAUAGCUUGGUGACUUUAAACAUGGUUGAUAGUGAGGAGGUACCAACUUCUAGUGCCACUGGCCGCUUAGGAAACAGCAUGCAACCCCUGUCCAGGAGAACUAGGUCAAUUAAAGGCGAAAAUCACUUUGGGGGACCAGCCAUUGCUGAUGGGAUCCCUAAAAGUAAUUCUGUUGAUGGAGGUUCUUCAUUUGAUGGCCCAGAUGACGACAGUAGCUUAGAUGGGCGUGGUCAGAAGAAUUCCAAAAGCGUUUCUCGUGAAAUCCCAAUUUUUCUUUCUUUCGCCACACCAGAUGAGUUCCUCGAAUCAAUGAUUAAGGCAGAUGCUCCCCUCAAUGUGAAAUACUUAAGAACAUUGGUGCAGUGCUUAUCCAUGCUCCGGAAGAUUGCAGCUGCUGGAGCUGUAAUAUGCCAAAGAGUUCGCCCAACAAUUCACGACGUUAUCACUUCAAAGAUAAAAGCAUAUGCUGGAGAGGCUUCAAAGUCCAAUAUAGAUAAGGUUGUAAACAGAACGACAUCUGAUGUGUCAAAUUCACAUGGACCUGUUGCCCGUUAUCAGCCCAAACAGAAAACGAAGAACACGGCAUCGGUGAUGGCAACACAACUAGUUGCUAGUCCCAUCUCUCCAGCUAUGGCACCCACAGGAGAUGCUCAGCGUGCAGCUAGUCAACUUCUUGGCUCAAUAUUUGAAUGUUUAGUAGACAUACUCGAGAACCAUAUUACUGUCGGAGAGCUUCUUGAACAAAAAUCAUCAAAUGAAGUUGACAAUUUAAGCACACCUCACAUAUCAAAUGGGGAUGUGAGCUGGAAUCCAGAUUCUGAAUUCUCCCAAGCUACUGGUGGUUUUAGUGUUGCAUUCUCUCUAUCAGUUGUUCAGAGUGAGUGCCAGCAACUUCUGUGUGAAAUUUUGCGGGCAACCCCAGAAGCUGCUACCGCUGAUGCAGCUGUUCAGACAGCCAGGCUUGCAAAUAAGGACCCAGCGAAGGAAAAGAGGGAUGGAUCAGAAGGUCUUUCAUUUGCUUUUCGCGUUACAGAUGCAGCAAUGUCUGCACAAAAUGAAGGUCAAGGAUGGCGUAGAAACUCAACUGUACCACAAGAAGGGUAUGGAACAGCUAGUGUUAUACCUGAUCAAGGGAUUUUCCUAGCCGCAUCGGUUUACCGUCCUGUCUUUGAGUUUAUGAAUAAAAUAGGAUUGAUGCUUCCUCAAAAGUACUCGCAGCUUGGGAAUGAGGGGUUAUUGACUUUUGUGAAUAACUUUUUGAAGGAGCACUUCUUGCCAGCGAUAUUUGUAGAUUACAGAAAAUGUGUUCAGCAGGCUAUAUCUAGUCCAGCAGCAUUUAGACCACGUGUCAAUGCAACCUCAGUAUAUAGUUCACUAGUGGACAAUGGGCGCCCUGUACUACAAGGGCUUCUGGCUGUCGAUAUCAUUGCCAAAGAGGUUCUUGGCUGGGUUCAAUUGAUGCCGAACUAUGCCAGCGAGCUAGUUGAGUAUGUUCGCACAUUUCUAGAGCGUACACAUGAAAGAUGUCGUGCAUCAUAUAUGGAGGCUGUUCUUGAGAAACAAAGUUAUAUUCUCCUUUCAAGGAGUGAUGUUGAAAGUUUAAUGCGCCUGGACCCUGCAAAUGCUUCUUUGCAAAAUUCUUUUGGUGAGCUUGAUAACAACAUUCCAGAAGCAGGAGUUGAAGUAGAGAUUGAACUAAGUGAUGUCCUAUUGGACAUGUGCCCAAUAAAACAGGAAAACUUGAUCCAUGAUGACCAGAAAUUAAUAUUGCUGGCAUCUCUUAGCGACUCGUUGGAAUAUUUAGCAGAUUCAGUUGAAAGGCUUGGCGAGUCAUUCAUAAGUCCAUCCACCACCUCAGAGAGCAACAAUCACGUCCACCAAGGUCGCCAUACUCGCUCAACUAGUGCAAUUCCAAAAAGCCUUGCAUCUCUUGCUAAUGAGUACAGAAGGCUAGCAAUUGAUUGUGUCCGAGUCUUGAGAUUGGAAAUGCAAUUAGAAACAAUAUAUCACAUGCAGGAAAUGACAAAAAGAGAAUAUGUAGAAGAUCAAGAUGCUGAAGAUCCUGAUGACUUUAUCAUCUCACUUACAACUCAGAUUGCACGUAGAGAUGAAGAAAUGGCUCCUUACAUUGCCGAAUCGAAAAGGAACUAUAUAUUUGGUGGGAUUUCUAGUGUUGCUGCUAAUGCGUCGAUAAAGGCACUCGCACAGAUGAAGUCCAUCAACCUGUUAGGAGUCCAACAAAUAUGCAGAAAUUCGAUAGCACUGGAACAGGCUCUUGCCGCCAUACCCUCGAUAGAUAGCGAAGCAGUCCAACAGAGAUUAGACCGUGUGCGGACAUUCUAUGAGCUAUUAAAUUUGCCUUUCGAGUCUUUGCUUGGAUUCAUUGCUGAACAGGAAUAUCUAUUUUCUGCGAAAGAAUACUUGAGCGUAUUGAAGGUCAAUGUGCCUGGUAGAGAGAUGCCAAUGGAUGCUGAAAGACGGAUCUCGCAGAUUUUGGGUCGUUAGAUUGAUUUCAGACAUGAUGAUUUUAGCUACAUCUGGUUGCAGACUCCUCACCAUAUAGCUGUAGUUAAUUUUGCUCUUUCUGGUUGGUUUCUUUCCUUUUAUUCAUCUACAGUAUAGGCAGUGUAUUCUUUUUGUGCCCCAUUCGUUGUAAAUUUGUAGUAUUUUAAACCAAACUCAGUUGCUGAUUCUUGUAAAUGUGUCAUCUCGAAUUUGGAUGCAACUUUAAUAAAAACUCUCUGAUUCAAGUUGUGCUU
This is a messenger RNA of Brachypodium distachyon (stiff brome), 3544 nucleotides long. RefSeq names its product exocyst complex component SEC8. The transcript has 26 exons. NCBI's taxonomy places the organism in Eukaryota, Viridiplantae, Streptophyta, Magnoliopsida, Poales, Poaceae. Bases 132 to 3290 code for a protein of 1052 amino acids. Gene Ontology annotation, cellular component: exocyst. Gene Ontology annotation, biological process: exocytosis; Golgi to plasma membrane transport. The record is from RefSeq and is a predicted model, not a curated record.